Neltuma alba is the source of this 770-nucleotide messenger RNA. RefSeq names its product desiccation protectant protein Lea14 homolog. Gene Ontology annotation, biological process: response to desiccation. Bases 134 to 580 code for a protein of 148 amino acids. The record is from RefSeq and is a predicted model, not a curated record. NCBI's taxonomy places the organism in Eukaryota, Viridiplantae, Streptophyta, Magnoliopsida, Fabales, Fabaceae. The transcript has 3 exons. Gene Ontology annotation, cellular component: cytosol.
GUAACGCCUGCUUGCCGAGAUGCACAAAUUAAGUUAUAUAUAUACACAUAUAUAACUUCAUUCCUUAAUCUCCAUUCACCGCAUUUUCUUCUUCCUUGUACCCACAAUCGUCGUCCACACACAGCGCUCAUCAAUGGAGGCCGUCAAGACGUACGUUGCGAAGAAGAUCGCCGACGUGCCGAUGCCGGAGGCGAGUGUAGAUGAUGUCGACUUCAAGAGCGUGAGCCGGGAGGGAGUCGAGUACUUGGCCAAGGUCUCUGUUUCCAAUCCAUACCCAACUCCUCUGCCCAUUUGUGAAAUAUCCUACUCGCUCAAGAGCGAUGGCAGGGAGAUAGCAACAGGGGUGAUACCAGACCCGGGGUCGUUGAAGGCGAAGGCAUCGACAAUGGUGGAAGUGCCAGUGAAGGUGGCUCACAGUAUAUUAUUGAGCUUGGGAAGGGACGUGGCCAAGGACUGGGACAUAGACUAUAAAUUGGAUUUGGUGUUCAUAAUUGAUCUCCCUGUCAUCGGCAACAUCAAGAUUCCUGUUUCGCAGCAGGGCGAGAUCAAGCUUCCUACCCUCUCUGAUUGGUUUGCCUAGCUCAAUUAUAUAUGACAUCUUUUUUAUUCUCAUUUCUCAAAACAAUUAUAACAUUCGCUUGUUCCAUCUAGUAUUUCUCUGCCAUUACCUUUGAUGUAAUGUCGUUUAAUGCUCGCAUUGUUCACGAGUACAUGCUGGAUUUCGUUUGUAUGUCGCGUUACAAAGUCUCAGGAGUCAAAGACUUACUAUA